Daucus carota subsp. sativus is the source of this 647-nucleotide messenger RNA. RefSeq names its product LYR motif-containing protein At3g19508. The record is from RefSeq and is a predicted model, not a curated record. NCBI's taxonomy places the organism in Eukaryota, Viridiplantae, Streptophyta, Magnoliopsida, Apiales, Apiaceae. The transcript has 2 exons. Bases 90 to 353 code for a protein of 87 amino acids.
GUCAAAACUAAAACAAUAGGCCACUUCAAGCCCAAGAGUCUCACUUCUUAUUCACCCAACCCAAACAACAAAACCAAAAUUUGAAACCAAUGUUGCAAUCCAAAAUGAAGAAAGUUAUAAGUGCAUACGGCGAAGUCCUCCGGCUGGUCCGGCGACUCCCGGAAGAUUCUAGACCUUAUUACGCUAAAUACGCCCGUGAAAAUUUUGUCAACUACCGAGAAGUCGACCCAAAUGACGCUAAUGCCCUUCAGGAACUUCUUGCUCGCACUUACAACCAUUCCCUUUGGGUCCUCAGCAAGUAUUCUGUGGAGGAAGCUGCGGCUGCCAAGUUGAAGAAUAUUUGCUGUAACUGAAGUGCAUGCAAAGUGUUUGGUUUCCUGUCUCAAUGAGGGGUUUUUUUUUUUUUGUUUAAUAAAUUGGAUUUUCUGUUCAGUAUCCACAUCUCGAAUUUUCUUGUGUUUUAUUGGGGGGCUUACUUUGAAAAUUGUUGUCAUUUCAAGUUUUAAAUAUAGAAUUUGAUUUUGUCGAGGAUUGUGAACUGUGAAGUGAUUUUGAGUUGAGUUAUCUUUCCAAUUUUGUGACAUCGACAUUGUGACAAGUGACUUUCACUAAAAUACUCAAUGUUUCGAGAAUCAAGUUUGAAGAUA